AAAAUUGUUCACUAAAGAGAUUCUCAGCAGACUGACUUGACCAAGAGUUUUCUAGGUGGUUACAAGUAAAUAUAAUUCAGCUGCUCUUGAUUUAUCUGGAAAGAAAAUCCCCUUCCAGCUAUCCUUGGGCGGCAGACUGCCUGCCACUAUCAAAGAUGGCGGCUGGCAUAUUUGCUGCUGGAAAUUCCCGUCGUACUUCGGUUUUAACCCGGAACGUAUUGCUGGAGUUGGGGCCCAACUUCCGGUAGUGAGUGUGUGAUUGAUUUCGGAUUUUGUGGCCCGGCCCAACGAGUGACUUAAAGCGAGGAGCAGUUGUCUGGUCAUGCAUUUAUCUAAUGACCUUCAUUUUAAGAUCGCUCAAAGUUUCUAAUACAAUACAAAUGAUUUUAAAGUCUGGCCACUUCUGUAGUGAUUGUUGGAAUCGACCCAGCUGCACACAGGAAGAUCCCGCAUCAGUGAGCAGAUUAGAUAAUUUUAUGGUGGUGUUUGAGGGAAAGAUGUUGGUUAGGAUCCCGUGGAGAACUAUCUACUUUUGAAAUAGUGCCGUGAGAUCUUUUAUUGAAGGAGAAUAUGCAACUUGGCUUAACAUCAGUUUUAAAGUGAUAAUGAGAUGAUAGCAAUUGCUUGCUGUCAGUCUGCAGAGUAUCAGUGCUGCGAUCUGGAUUGGAGAUCCAAACCAGGAACAUUAUGGCAUCUGAUCUCCAACUGAUUGUGCACUUUGCCCUUUGUUCCAGAAUCCUGGCCAUUCUUUUCCAGAUGGUGUUUAAUUCUCUGAUACCUGACCACAGAGCAGAUGCCUUUCAAGCACCCCAACUGCACAAUUUGAGUAUCAGCGAUGAGUUGCUGGAGAUCCUGUUAAGUGGUUUUUCUCGCUGGGAUGCACAGCAUUUCCUAUUUAUAGCAGAAUUUGGAUACGUUUAUGAGCAUAACUUUGCUUUUCUGCCAUUGUUCCCAGUGAGCCUUCGGGUAGUGGCAGAGACGGUGCUCAGUCCCCUACGGUGCUUUCUAAAUCUCCAUAGUCGGUUGUUACUUGCAGCAGUUUUACUGAAUGCUGUGAUGUUCAUUCUGUCAGCAGUUGUUCUGUACCAUCUGGGUGUUGUUGUGCUCCGGGAUCGCAGGCUGGCCUUUCUCUCCAGCCUUCUCUUCUGCCUGACCCCAGCCAAUGUCUUCAUGUCUGCAGCUUAUUCUGAAAGCAUGUUCAUGCUGCUGACCUUUGGUGGAAUGCUGAACCUGGAGAAAGGUUGGCUUGUGACCAGUUGCAUUCUGUUUUCUCUGUCUGCAGCAGCCCGCUCCAAUGGCAUUGUAAAUGCAGGAUUUCUGCUUUACUCCCAGCUGAAGCUUUGCUCUUUGUAUGUGAGACACAAGUCAACAGUUAUGGAAAAAGACUUAUACAAAUCAUGGUUGAAUCUGAUCCUUCGGUCUGUGUUGUUAGUGGCUGCAGGAACAAUGAUGAUUGUGCUGCCCUUUGUACUUUUUCAGUAUUAUGGAUACCGGACAUUCUGUAAGUCAACUAUGAAUCCAGCACUGGACAUGCCUCAGCCUUUGCUGCAGCUCGCCAGGAACAAAGGUUAUCAUGUCCCUGAUAAGGAAAGUGAUCCGCCCAUCUGGUGCCAUCGCCGAUACCCCAGCAUAUACUCUUACAUUCAGGACGCAUACUGGAACGUGGGCUUCCUAAGAUAUUACCAACUCCGCCAAUUGCCCAACUUCUUGCUGGCUUUUCCUGUUAUGGCUUUGGGAGUAUGGGCAGCCUGGCAAUAUGUGAUUGUUGAUCCCUGGUAUUGUGUACAGUUGGGUCUGACCCGCAGAAAGAUAAGGAAAAAGACUGAAAAAGAUAGCAAACCACACUCCAGCUUCCAUACAGACCAAGUGUUUGUCUAUAUCGUUCACGUAACUAUACUGCUGGUAUUUGGCAUUUGUUUCAUGCACAUUCAGGUUCUAACGAGAUUCCUAGCUUCCUCCUCACCCAUCCUGUACUGGUUCUCUGCUCAUCUGCUCCAGAAUGUGGAGCCUGGACGUUUGGAUCAGGAUUCUGCUACCUCAAUUUACCGCAACAAGUUUGGGAUCUUUCCCAGAAACCAGCUCACUACUUUGCUGCAGGACUGGAAUGGCUGCAGCCUAACUGCACGCUGCAUUCUUGGAUAUUUUGUACUAUACUGGUUACUUGGACUCUCCUUACAUUGUAACUUUCUCCCAUGGACCUGAUCACAAGGGAUGUUGCCUCAACACUAUCUGGUUCUUUCCACUUGUUGGUCUGCUUUAUUUCUGGAAUAGAUCUCUCUUUAUUCUCUUCGAUGUUAACCAUGGUUUUCUGGUAUGGGGUGUACUGUUGUGAGGAUUGAAUAAAAGAAUAUUAGAAAUUGGAUCAGGAGUAGGUUAUAAGGCUCCUUGACCCUGCUUCACUGUACUUUGAGACAAUCUGUCACCCCAGCUCCACUGGCAUGCAGAAUUCCUCUAGAUUCACCUGCAAUCUCCUCAAGGGGACCAAAUGUGUAUGCGGUAUUCCAGCUGCAGUCUCAUUAAUACCUUUUAGACUUGCAGCAACACUCCCUCCUUUUUUACCCUUGACCUUUAGCAAUAAAUGCCAAAAUUCCAUUUGUCUUCCUUUUUGCCUUUUGUACCUGCAUACUAGUUUUUUGCGAUUCAUGCACAAGGACACGCUGCAGUGAAGCACUCUAAAGUUUCUCUCUAUUUAGUCAAUAAGUUGUCUUUCUACUUUUCCCAAUAAAAUGGAUAACCUCACACACAUCCAUGUUAAACUUCAUCUGACAAAGUUUGACCCAUUCACGUAUCUACAUCCAAUUGUAAAUUUCUUAUUUCUUCAUUGCAAGUCUUAUUUUCCCACUUAUUUUCAGUGUCGUCUUCAGCAAAUUUACUAUAAUAGCUGUAAUAUCCCUGCAUCCAUGUCUCUAAAUUGCAAAUAGUUGGGGCCUGAGGACCGAAUCCUGUGGUACCCACAAGUUAAUGUUUGCUAAUCAGAAAAAGGCCAAUUUAUUCUUUCUUACUUUGUUAUUUAGUCCUCUUUCUGAGCAAAUAAAUUACCCCAAUCUCAUUGUGAUCUUACAUUGUGUAUUUGUGUGGGACCUUAUCAAAUGCCUUCCAGAAGUCCAAAUAUAUUAUAUCUAUAGGGUCCCCAUUAUGAGGCCAGUGCAGGGAGACGAGGCCUUGAGUUUUGAACCCUAGUGUGGUCUGGAAGUUAGGUGCUGGCAUGGACUGGGGUGUAAGGACUGUAAAUAGAGUACUAUUUUCCCUUUUAUUCUUAUGUUAGACUUUGCUUUAUUCUUGCAAUUUUGUAUCAAAUACUUAAGUAUCUGUACCUAGGUAUCUUGUACCUGAGAUGGUGCUGUAUACAGCAAUGUUGCACACACUUCACUGCACUCAUUCAAGUGCAUGUGACAAUAAAGCAAACUCAUUCAUUCAUAUUUCCAGUCAGCAUGUUACAUCUUUGUAAAACCCCAGCAAAUUAGUCAAACAUGAUUAUCCCUUUAUAAAUCCAUGCUGACUCUUGAUGGUUUGUGUUUUGAAUUUCCAAAUGUCCUGUUGUUACUUCCUUAAUGGUUUCUAACUAUUUCCCAGCAACAUGUUAAACUAACUGGUCUGUAGUUUCCUACUUUCUGCGUCUCUCCCUCCCCUUUUUGAAUAAGGGCAUUACAUUAGCACUUCUCCAAUCCAUUGGAGUCUUUUCUGCAUCCAAGUAAUUUUGGAAUAUUAUAAUCAGUGGAUCAACUCUCUGCUGUGAGCUCCUUAAACCCCAAGGUUGUAGGAUAUCAGGCCCUGGGAACUUGUCUGCCUUCAAUCCCAAUAGUCUGCUUAGUACUUUUUCUUUCAUGAAUUUAAAAUUUCUCCCUUUCUAUAACCUCUGCGUUAUGGAUGCCACUGGCCAGCCUGCCACUAGCCUUUGUGAUAUUGUUAUGAAGUUGAAGAUGUGUAUUGUACCUUUUGAGAGAGAGAGUGUGCUGUUCUGAACUGAGCUUAUAAGCACCAGAGUAUAUGAUUAGAUGCUGAAAAUGUGUUGCUGGAAAAGCGCAGCAGGUCAGGCAGCAUCCAGGGAACAGGAGAAUC
This is a messenger RNA of Chiloscyllium plagiosum (whitespotted bambooshark), 4059 nucleotides long. It is a transcript of the gene pigv, whose product is annotated as phosphatidylinositol glycan anchor biosynthesis, class V. Gene Ontology annotation, molecular function: alpha-1,6-mannosyltransferase activity; GPI mannosyltransferase activity. Gene Ontology annotation, cellular component: mannosyltransferase complex; endoplasmic reticulum membrane. NCBI's taxonomy places the organism in Eukaryota, Metazoa, Chordata, Chondrichthyes, Orectolobiformes, Hemiscylliidae. The record is from RefSeq and is a predicted model, not a curated record. Gene Ontology annotation, biological process: GPI anchor biosynthetic process.